GUUUUCACCUUAACAAGGGAAGUAACUCAAAAUAAAAAAAUCUGGAAAUUGAAACUGAAAAAAAAAAACGAAUUAAUAUAUACAUUCUGCUUCAAGAAGUUAUAAUAUUAUUCAUUGUCUGUAAAUAUGUUGUUACUGCUGUAAAAUUUGGUAUUGGUAAAGAAACAUCAUUUUUACGUGAGAAGGAAUUAGCCCGAGUAUUUAUUGCAGUAAUGAAGAGAAUGUAAUCCCAAAGGCUACUUGCAUUGGACAAAUAAGUUUUGAGGAAUGAGUAGAGUAGACGCAAAGGUUGUGUUGCUAGGCAAGUCCUAUGUCGGGAAAACAUGUCUCGUCAACAAAUACGUUCAUCAUAGAUUCGAUCCUAAUCUACCGUACCAAAACACUAUAGGUGCAGCGUUUGGAUCUAAGAAGGAGACUGUUAAUGGAAAGUCUUUAAUGUUAGGUAUAUGGGACACAGCUGGGCAUGAGAGGUAUGAGUCAAUGACGAGGAUGUACUACAGAGGGGCAGUGGCCUGUAUUCUUUGCUAUGAUAUAACUGAUAAAAGCAGUUUUGACAAGGCUAGGUUUUGGGCAGGAGAAUUGAAAUCUACACAAGAGGACUGUAGAAUAUAUUUGUGUGGUACAAAGAAAGAUAUUGCAGAUGAUAAUCCAAAUAAGAGGGAGGUGGAUAAAAGAAUGGCAGAGCCAUUAGCUGCAGAUUUUCAAAGUCAGCUGUAUGAAACAUCUAGUCUAACAGGAGAAAAUAUAGAUGAACUAUUUAAACAAAUAGCAAGAGAUAUUAUAGAAAAAAGAGAGACUGCAGUUAGAGAAAACAAAGAACAAGAGGACAGUUUGAACAUGUAUACUGGUCGUGAUUCAGAGAGAAGAAGGGGCUGUGUGUUAUACAAAUGUUGGUCUUGACACAAAGACAGUUUGACAUGUACUCUACAAACUAAUUCCAUAAACUCAAUUGAUUUGAAAUUGUUCAUAUUUUUAUGUCAGACUUAAAAGGACAAGACUUAGGUUUUGCCAUUUUAAGCUUGUCGUUUUGUUUUUUUUAUCUACGAGGUAUUGUCAUUAUUUGAUAUUCUGGGUUAGAUAAG
Molecule: messenger RNA, 1082 nt
Organism: Mercenaria mercenaria
Lineage: Eukaryota; Metazoa; Mollusca; Bivalvia; Venerida; Veneridae
Product: ras-related protein Rab-24-like
Exons: 8
Coding region: 268-900 (210 amino acids)
Molecular function (GO): GTP binding; GTPase activity
Source: RefSeq, a predicted model, not a curated record